Octopus sinensis (East Asian common octopus) is the source of this 1128-nucleotide messenger RNA. RefSeq lists its product as uncharacterized. The transcript is spliced from 4 exons. Bases 261 to 677 code for a protein of 138 amino acids. Gene Ontology annotation, biological process: sleep; positive regulation of voltage-gated potassium channel activity; regulation of synaptic transmission, cholinergic. NCBI's taxonomy places the organism in Eukaryota, Metazoa, Mollusca, Cephalopoda, Octopoda, Octopodidae. The record is from RefSeq and is a predicted model, not a curated record.
GUAUAAUUCACGAUAUCUGCUGUGACAAAAAAACUAUUUCAAAACGUGAUUUAUAAUUUUGAAGCAUAAUUUCUUUGAUAAUAUCAUAUUAAAUAAUUUUAAGUAAAUAUUUACGUUUUAAAAACUAUUUCGAAAACUUAUCAUCUAAAUUAAAUAUUGUCAUCACCUUGUUACCUGGUGUACGUCAAGUCGGUGAGGUGGGGUCUCAGUAGCCAGGUACUCCAACUACGCACUGCCAUAUUUUGCACGGACCUUAUGAUAUGAAUUGCCUUUUGCUUUUAACUUUGUUGGCAAUUAUACCGCCAGGUAUUGCCAUACAGUGUUACCAAUGUGACAGCAAUGAAGAUAUUUCUUGUCCAUCAUCGGAGGCAUUUGAUACUAAAGUUAAUGGUUUAAUUGAUUGUAAUAGCUUCGAAGCAAAUGUACCUGGGCAGUUUUGCAUGAAAAGGUACCAGCAAAGCCCUGGAUGGAAUGGCUGGAUCAAGAUAACUCGCAGGUGUGCCAGCAGAACAUCUUCUGGUGUCGCUUGGGGUUGCCAGUGGGUUUGGGAUGAAGCUGGUGUGUUCACAGAGACGUGUUAUUGCGACCAGGAUGGCUGUAAUACAGCUCCAUCCAGUGCAGUAAUCAACUACAUGUUAUUAGUAUUAGCAGUGAUGUUUGUGAUUUUUAACAUUUAGUUAUCUAUUGAAUGAAGCUGUAUCCUUCUUCAGUAGGGUGCUAACAUAUCCUUCCAAAACAUAUCCAUAAAGUCACCAGAAAUUGAUUGUAUUUUCAUAUAUUCCAUGAAGAUUUUUUUAUACAGUUCCCAUGAUGGGAUUAUAUUUUCAUAAUUCCUUAUCCAUACUUGCAUUUUAUUUUCAAUUUUAUAAAAUUUAUAAUUUUAUUUUUUUCACAUGUAUUAAAUAUCAUACGUUAGAUUGUUGUGUAAAUAUAUUGUAGCAUAAAACAUAUACUAUUUUGUAACUAUUCAGAUACAGUAUGCUUUAUUUGUAGCAGUUGCAUUUUUUUUAGAUUUUAAUAUGGUUUAAUAUAAGGCGGCAAGCUGGGAGAAUCGUUAUCUUUGAGCAAACUGCUUAGUAUUUUGUCUGUCUUUACAUUCUGAGUUUAAAUUCCACCAAGGUUGACUUA